AAUAAGUAGUUUACAGAAAUAUGAACAUAAUCGAAAUAGUCUGUCGUUAAAACAUUAAUAAAAUUAAGAUGUUUUAGUACAAUUACUUUAAAUUUAACUUCUCAAUCUUAUAGGUCAAUGACUUAUUAUUUUAAGUGACAUUCAAAUCUAUCGACUGCUAUGUUAUUUUUAUGAUUUAAAAAUUAAGUAGUUGUUUUUUCAAAGAUAAAACCUAAUAUUGGAAGUUUAUGUAAGAAUUUUUAUAAUAGUUCUUAACAUUCUUUACUUCUUUUAUUGAUUUUAUUUCAAAUGGCCGAAAAAGCUGCUCAUCAUACUACAACUGUUGUAACAUGUCCAUCAAUUUUUGAAGUUAUUGCUCAAGAAAGUUUAUCAGCUACUAUUUAUCCAGCACUAAAAAAACUGGUUGAUUAUAUAAAUCUUAAGAAUUCAAACAAAUGUAUUUGGUUAGUUCAGUACUUCGAUGAAGUUUACUUAAUCUUCAAUAGUUUAUGUCAAUUAUAUUAUUUAAAAACAUAUGGAGGAACAUUUUCAGAGAAUUUUUAUGAUUUAACUAGAGUUAGGCAACCUAGCAACUUGAGAUCCGCUCAAAAGCAACUUUUAUUCAAUUUAGCAUUGACUGUUUGUGUUCCUUAUUUACGGAUUAAAUUGGAAACUUAUAUUACCAACUCGAAAACAAAGCAUAAUACUCAGCUUUUAGAUGUAUAAAUUAUUACUAGGCCUAUGAUUUAUAUGCAUUUAUAAAUAUUUGAUCCAAUUUGAAGGGUCCCAAGUUAGUGCAACUUCAUUAUAGGAUAGAAAUAUUUUUCAAUUUAACCCUUUAGCA
Daktulosphaira vitifoliae (grape phylloxera) is the source of this 823-nucleotide messenger RNA. Its product is annotated as peroxisome assembly protein 12-like. Gene Ontology annotation, biological process: protein import into peroxisome matrix; protein monoubiquitination. Lineage: Eukaryota; Metazoa; Arthropoda; Insecta; Hemiptera; Phylloxeridae. The record is from RefSeq and is a predicted model, not a curated record. Gene Ontology annotation, molecular function: zinc ion binding; ubiquitin-protein transferase activity; protein binding. The transcript is spliced from 3 exons. Bases 289 to 705 code for a protein of 138 amino acids. Gene Ontology annotation, cellular component: peroxisomal membrane; peroxisomal importomer complex.